Sander lucioperca (pikeperch) is the source of this 1218-nucleotide messenger RNA. Its product is annotated as methyltransferase N6AMT1-like. Lineage: Eukaryota; Metazoa; Chordata; Actinopteri; Perciformes; Percidae. Gene Ontology annotation, molecular function: S-adenosylmethionine-dependent methyltransferase activity; protein methyltransferase activity. The transcript has 6 exons. The record is from RefSeq and is a predicted model, not a curated record. Gene Ontology annotation, cellular component: eRF1 methyltransferase complex. Bases 371 to 739 code for a protein of 122 amino acids.
CCUGACCAGCGGGCUUUAGAAGACGUAACACACAGGGAAGACAGCAGCGUACACUCUGCUCUAUCACUACAUAUAGUCCUAUUAGACUUCUUCAGCAUAAACACCACAACACAACCUGGGUCUAACACAAGGUAACGGCACUGAAAAUGCCUCUACUGACCUAACAACACAACCAUGUGAGCCAUCGAGUCUUUUUUUCAUUAACAUUUUGUUUGAGGAAAAAAUACUUUUCCACACACAGUGUCUCAGUUACUCAAGAUGUAUUUCAUAAUCCUUACUGUGGACGAUGUUCUCUGUGUGAUCUGAGCCUUUCAAAUGAACUCAAUCCUUCAACGCAGCAGCUGUUAGUUAGCUAAUCCUGAGAGUAAGCAUGUCCCACCUCAGAGCUUCAGCACAGAGAGGAUGUUCCUUCGCUUGGUCUGUAGAAGCUUCCUCUUCUUACCAGAUGACAUCUGUUGAGGCUGCACAUAUCUACAGUUCACCUGAACAUCACCUGAAGGCCAGUGGCUCAGGAGUGCUGUCAGCUUUUCUGGCAUCAGUGGUUGGACCUUCAGCUCUAUAUCUUUGCACUGAUGUUAAUCCUGCAGCAGCACAGUGCACAGCAAAGACAGCUCCCUGUAACAAUGUUUCACUGCAGCCUGUCAACACAUCACUGGCGGAGUGUCUCCUGUCCCGCUUAAGUGGAAAAGUGGAUGUCCUUCUCUUCAACCUUCAGAAGAGGUGGGCAGCACAGGUAUAGAGGCUGCCUGGGCCGAGGGCGAGAGGUGACCGACAGGUUUCUGUCUGUGGUAGCACAGUUGCAAGUGUUCAUACCCAAACCUUGAAAUGAAAUAAAUACAAAUAUAAAAUAAAAAAGACAUAAAAUAAAUGUACAUGAUGCCUGGUGGUUGUUACCACUUAACACCAUGUUGGCUCCCCAUCAGUGAAACUGCUUCCAACACACAUGCUGCAGUGAUGGUUUUGGACAACAGACAAGUCAACAUUGAUCUUGAUAUUGUGUCAAAAGUCAAUAUGUGUCCUCUCUUAUCUGGAACGGCUGUUUGUUUUGGUAUUUAUAAGGGAACUCUUUAUUUUUCUGGUGAAUUAAGUAUGUUGACUUGUGGAGUAAUAGCAGUAGUAAUGCUGGUUGAUGGUAAUCAUUUACUAAACAUUGUAUGACUUGUUAGACAUGUGUAUCUGCUCACACUGUGGGGCUCUAGCUGCCCCCUUGGCCUGUGC